UUUUUUUUUUUUUUUCCGGGCGGCCCCGGCGGCUGCGUACUGGCUGUGGGAUGGGAAGUGAAGCCCCAGCGAGCGGCCGCGGCGGGGCUGUGAGGAGCGGCCGGGGGGAGGCGGCGGCGGCGGCGGCGGCGCGUCGGUGAAGCAGCUGGGCAGCGCCGAGAGCCGGGGCGGAGCACCUGCAGGGCACGGGCGGCGGCGGCUGCAGCAGCACCAUGGCGAUUCGCAAGAAGAGUACCAAGAGCCCCCCGGUGCUGAGCCACGAAUUCAUCCUGCAGAAUCACGCGGACAUCGUCUCCUGCGUGACGAUGGUCUUCCUGCUGGGGCUCAUGUUCGAGAUAACAGCAAAGGCUGCUAUCAUUUUUGUUACUCUUCAAUACAAUGUUACCCACCCUGCUACAGAAGAACAAGCUACUGAGUCAGCAUCCCUUUAUUACUAUGGUAUCAAAGAUUUGGCAACAGUUUUCUUCUACAUGCUAGUGGCGAUAAUUAUUCAUGCCAUAAUUCAAGAGUAUGUGUUGGAUAAAAUUAACAGGCGAAUGCACUUCUCCAAAACAAAACACAGCAAGUUUAAUGAAUCUGGCCAGCUUAGUGCGUUCUACCUUUUUUCUUGUAUUUGGGGGACAUUUAUUCUCAUAUCUGAAAACUACAUCUCAGACCCAACUAUCUUGUGGAGGGCUUAUCCUCAUAACCUGAUGACAUUUCAAAUGAAGCUUUUCUAUAUAUCACAGCUGGCUUAUUGGUUUCAUGCUUUUCCUGAGCUGUACUUCCAGAAAACCAAAAAAGAAGAUAUUCCUCGCCAGCUUGUCUACAUUGGUCUUUACCUCUUCCAUAUUGCUGGAGCUUAUCUUUUGAACUUGAAUCAUCUUGGACUUGUUCUUCUGGUGCUGCAUUAUUUUGUUGAAUUUCUUUUCCACAUUUCCCGCCUGUUUUAUUUUAGUGAUGAAAAAUAUCAGAAAGGGUUUUCUUUGUGGGCAGUUCUUUUUGUUUUGGGAAGACUUCUGACUUUAAUUCUUUCAGUUCUCACUGUUGGCUUUGGCCUUGCAAGAGCUGAGAAUCAGAAGCUGGAUUUUAGUACUGGAAACUUCAACGUGUUAGCUGUUAGAAUUGCUGUUCUGGCAUCCAUUUGCAUUACCCAAGCAUUCAUGAUGUGGAAGUUCAUUAAUUUUCAGCUUCGGAGGUGGAGGGAACAUUCUGCUUCUCAGGCACCACCUGUGAAGAAGAAGCCAACAAUGGCUAAAGGCAGAUCUUCUAGGAAAGGAACAGAAAAUGGUGUUAAUGGAACAGUAACUUCAAGUGGAGCAGACUCUCCCCGUAAUAGAAAAGAAAAAUCUUCAUAAAGGAUUAUAAUCCAAUUGAUUCAUGUCCCCAAAGAAAUAUGCUUUUUACUAUAUCUUUCAGCACUAGAUUUUUUUUUUCUGUUCUUGAAAAUAGUUUGUGCUCUUUGAUUCUUGCUAUUGUUCUGUUUCCUGCAUUUUUUAAAAGGGCAUUGAGGAGAGGGUAAUUACUAUGAGUGAAAAAAAUAUUUUAGCUUAGUCUAAGCUACCUGCCUUCAAAAUAGUUUAGGGACCAUAAUCCCACCACCACCCCACCACCCAUUUUGUUUUAUAUCUGAACAUUUUCUAAUGAUUUGGAGAGAUGACUAUUUGCAACAAUUCUACAUAAUUCUACAGUGAUACAAUUUCUUGUGCUCACCAGUUUUUUAUAUUAGCAAGAUGGCCUAUUCCAGCAAGGUCAUAUUUUUUUAAGUUAUCUUUCAGGGUAAAAUGGAAACACUCUAAAGUCAGAAGUCAAACUUUAAUAUGUUUUCAGUGUUCUCUAAUUUUUAGGAGUUUUUGUAGCCUUUACACCUGGGGAAGAAAAGAUUUGUAAAUUCACCAAAAUACUUGUAUGCUUUAUUUUAUAGGUAAUGGUUGUUAGUGUUACAAUCCCCUUUUUAAAAAAAAAAGUACUAUUGGUUACUAUGUGGAGAUUUAUUGCCAUAUAUAUAUUGAAUCAAGAUAUAUUAACAUAAAAGUACUUGUGAAGUAAAAGCUUUCUUGUGUGUUUUCAACACUUGUAAACUGAAAGUCAGAAAAUGAAAUUUUUACUGUACAGCUGUACAGCAGAAAAUCUGGCUGUAGCCCUUUUUGAUAUGUUUGUUAAUACAAUGAUUCUUAAUGGGGCUUGUCAUAGUUCAAUAUGCACAGUAUCUUAGAUAAAUAUUGCUUAACCUGCAACCCCUUUUAAAAAUAAUGCAUAUUUGAUUUAUACUAUAAAAAGAAUGUCAGGUUAUUUGGAAACAUUUAGUGCACUAAACCUUUAAAGAAAUUGAAGAUUCAGGUGGAUGAACACUCAACAAAAGAUAGUGCUUUAUGUUAUAACUAUAGCUUUCAUCCCAUCUUUGAGAAGCAUUUAUCUGUAUAAAACAUAUUUUUGGAUAAAUAUAUAUAUAUUUGUAUCUACAGAAAGUCUCUAAAAAAAUUUGAGUAAAAUAUUUGGUUCCCUUUUCUAUAAUUAUUCUUUAAAAUUCAUAGAGCUCUAUUUGAGUUUUUCUUGUCUUUACAGUACAUGUAUUGCUCUUUUUGGUAUUCACAUCUUGUUCCCCACUUCUCACUUUUGUCACCAGCUAAUGUUUGUGCCAUUUUUAGUAUAAAAGUUGCAGACUCGUUAGGUCUGCAGUUAAAUAAGUUGCCGUGCUGCUAGAAAGUUGUGCUUUUGUUUCCAGCUGUUUACCUACUUCCUGGAAAAAGUAAGAGCUCUCUGUAGCAUCAUGGAGUUUCAGUGGAACCGAAUUUUUGCCACUAAAAACUGGCAUUAUAUUGAACUAUACAUUGAGAAAUCAAUCAGAAUAAAACUUUUUACUUUCACAAGCUGUA
Messenger RNA from Sorex fumeus (smoky shrew), 2855 nucleotides. It is a transcript of the gene TRAM1, whose product is annotated as translocation associated membrane protein 1. Bases 213 to 1337 code for a protein of 374 amino acids. NCBI's taxonomy places the organism in Eukaryota, Metazoa, Chordata, Mammalia, Eulipotyphla, Soricidae. The record is from RefSeq and is a predicted model, not a curated record. The transcript is spliced from 11 exons. Gene Ontology annotation, biological process: protein insertion into ER membrane; SRP-dependent cotranslational protein targeting to membrane, translocation. Gene Ontology annotation, cellular component: endoplasmic reticulum membrane.